UAUUUUUCUUUGUUCUUCCUUCUCCUAAUUACUUUUGUUGGUUUUAAAUUUUUUUAUAUAUUGUUUUGAGUCUCGAGAGAAAUUUUUGAUUUAUCGGGCUUCGAUAAUCUUAUUCGCCUGAGAAAACUCCAUUGUGGGUGAUAAUAUCAUGUCCGAUGGAUACUACAGCUCUAAGAAGACGGACGAUAUCUGCGAUGAUGUUUGCGGACAGCAGGAUGGUUCUAGAGCAGGGAAGGCCUUUUCAAGGGUUAGAUGUAUACUACGAGGACUCGAUUUCAAGACAUACAUCUUCUUCUUCACCCUUGUCCCCUUAUUCGUCUUUGGAGUCUAUCUGCACGGGCAGAAGCUCACAUACUUCUUGAGACCGCUCUGGGAAUCACCACCUAAACCAUUUCAAACGCUUCCUCAUUACUACCACCCAAACGCCUCCAUGGAAACGCUCUGCACCCUCCACGGAUGGAAACACCGCGAGUCUCCGAGACGAGUCUUCGACGCCGUCCUGUUCAGCAACGAAGUCGACAUGCUCACCAUCCGCUGGAAAGAGCUCUACCCUUACAUCACCCAGUUCGUGAUCCUCGAGUCCAACUCCACCUUCACCGGUUUGCCUAAACCGCUGGUUUUCGCCGCGAACCGAGGGGAGUUCGAGUUCGUGAAGCCAAGGCUGACGUACGGGAACAUCGGAGGAAGGUUCAAGAGAGGCGAGAACCCUUUCGUGGAAGAGGCUUACCAGAGGAUCGCGUUGGACCAGCUCAUCAGGCUCGCGGGGAUCGAGGAAGACGAUCUUCUGAUCAUGUCUGAUGUAGAUGAGAUCCCCAGCGCUCACACCAUCGACCUCCUUAGGUGGUGCGAUGGUUACCCGCCGGUUCUUCAUCUCCAGCUUAAGAACUACUUGUACUCGUUUGAGUAUUUCAUCGACAGCAAAAGCUGGAGAGCUUCGGUUCAUCGGUACAAGCGGGGGAAGACAAGAUACGCUCAUUUUCGUCAGGGCGACACGCUUUUGGCAGACUCUGGUUGGCAUUGCAGUUUCUGUUUCAGGCGCAUCAGCGAGUUUGUAUUCAAGAUGAAAGCGUACAGUCACACCGACCGUGUUAGAUUCUCUCAUUAUCUGAAUCGGGAGAGAAUACAAGAUGUGAUAUGCAGAGGAACUGAUCUGUUCGACAUGUUUCCUGAAGAGUAUACGUUCAGGGAGAUCAUCGCGAAGCUAGGUCCGAUCCCGCGGUCUUAUUCAGCUGUUCAUCUUCCAGGUCAUUUGAUCGAAAAGGCUGAGAGUUACAAGUACUUGUUACCUGGGAACUGCUUAAGGGAAAGUGGAUGAUAAGUGUUUGUGCUUAUCAGUCUUUGUAGUCGUUAGAUCAUUUGCGGGGGAAAUGGCUUAUUAUCAGUAGAGGGAGUGUGAGGGUAUAUAUAACCUUGUCUGCUUUUUAAUACCGACUUCAUGUUCCAAUGUGUUCCCAUGUUGUGUUGGGAAGUUUUGCUGGAAUAGUCUCUCUUUUUUUUCUCCUUACUUCAAAACUCUUUUCAUA
Messenger RNA from Brassica oleracea var. oleracea, 1523 nucleotides. RefSeq lists its product as uncharacterized. The coding region runs from base 149 to 1315 and encodes 388 amino acids. Gene Ontology annotation, biological process: protein N-linked glycosylation; N-acetylglucosamine metabolic process. The record is from RefSeq and is a predicted model, not a curated record. NCBI's taxonomy places the organism in Eukaryota, Viridiplantae, Streptophyta, Magnoliopsida, Brassicales, Brassicaceae. The transcript has 2 exons. Gene Ontology annotation, cellular component: membrane. Gene Ontology annotation, molecular function: beta-1,4-mannosylglycoprotein 4-beta-N-acetylglucosaminyltransferase activity.